Molecule: messenger RNA, 1632 nt
Organism: Vanrija pseudolonga
Lineage: Eukaryota; Fungi; Basidiomycota; Tremellomycetes; Trichosporonales; Trichosporonaceae
Gene: mdlC
Product: Benzoylformate decarboxylase
Exons: 2
Coding region: 1-1632 (543 amino acids)
Molecular function (GO): flavin adenine dinucleotide binding; acetolactate synthase activity; thiamine pyrophosphate binding
Source: RefSeq, a predicted model, not a curated record
AUGGAUAUGACCAGACGUACAGUGCUCGACUCGACGGUGGAUAUCCUCCUCGCACAUGGACUAACGACAGUCUUUGGCAAUCCUGGUUCAAACGAGCUUCCGUUCCUCGCCGGUCUCCCAAAGGACAAGUUUGACUAUGUCCUGGGGCUACAGGAAGGCGUUGUCGUCGGCAUGGCUGAUGGCUACGCGCAGUCCACUGGCAAAGCCGUCUUGGUCAGCCUGCACGCUGCCAGCGGUACAGGGAAUGCAAUGGGCGCUCUGACCAAUGCGCACUACUCGCACUCGCCGCUGGUGCUCCUUGCCGGUCAACAGAUUCGCGGCACAGUGGGUCAAGAAGUCAUGCUGUCCAAUGUCGACGCUUCCAUCCUUCCUCGCCCCUUGGUCAAGUACUCUCAUGAACCGCUGGCUGCCUCCGACGUGCCUCGAGCCGUAUCACAGGCCAUUCUCGAAGCCUCGACACACCCCAAGGGGCCAGUGUACCUCUCGGUACCCUACGACGACUGGGCCGCGGAAGCCCUUCCUAGUGACAGCUUGCUGCCCAAACGCAGAGUCAACACAGCGGGGUCACUAUCCAACGCGCAGCUGGUUGACAUUAAAGCCAUCCUAAGCCGAUCCAGCAGCCCAGUGGUAGUUGUUGGCCCCGACGUCGACGCCGCUAGAGCCCAGCAACACGUCGCGAAGAUUGCCGAGCGUCUCGGCGCCCCCGUCUGGAUCGCUCCAUCCGCCCCUCGGUGUCCGUUCCCGACUACCCAUACCCACUACCGCGGGCUCCUGCACCCGGGCAUUGAAUCAGUCCGCAGCAAGCUAGAGGGCCACGACCUGGUGCUCCUCCUUGGCGCUCCAGCCAUGCGAUAUCACCGCUGGGAGCCGGGAGAAUACUUGCCAGACGGAACCGAGGUCAUUCAUCUUACGUGUGAUCCCAAGGAGGCGACAAGGGCACCGUACGGAACUGCUUGGGUAGUCGAACUGCUCGACGCACUCGCUCAACUCGCCGAUGUCAUUGAGGAUCGCAUAGUUCACCUGGAUCCCCGGACUAUACCCUCCAGUGGGGCCGAUGGUACACUGACAGGCACAAAGAUCCUCGAUGUGCUGGCCGCCGCAGGCGAAGAAGUGCCCACCCCCAGCGGUACCCGGCCCAUCACCUAUGUCAACGAAUGCACAACACUCGAUCUGCUCUUCCUGGACCGUGUCCCAAUAACAAGCCCAGGCGGAUACCACUUUCCAGCCUCUGGCGGGCUCGGGUUUGGGAUGCCGGCAGCCGUUGGCGUCUCACUUGGCCGACCAGGCGCCACUGUUGUCGCCGUCAUUGGCGAUGGUAGUGCAAACUAUGGUAUCACGGCGCUCUACACGGCUGCCCAGAGACAAACCCGGACAGUCUUCGUUAUUGUCAACAAUGGCUCCUACGGCGCCCUACGUGGGUUUGCAAAGCGACUCAAUGCCCUCGAUGCCCCAGGACUCGACGUUCCCGGUAUCGACUUUGUCAGUAUUGCAACUGGGUACGGUGUCCCGGCGACGCGAGUGACGACGGUUAAUGGGUUUCAAACGGCCUAUCUCGACGCUCUGAGGGCUGAGGGGCCAGUGCUGGUAGAGGCCGUGGCUGGUAAUUCUCAGGCCACCUUGGAACUGUCGUAA